This is a messenger RNA of Equus caballus (horse), 1858 nucleotides long. RefSeq names its product lysine rich coiled-coil 1 (gene KRCC1). The record is from RefSeq and is a predicted model, not a curated record. NCBI's taxonomy places the organism in Eukaryota, Metazoa, Chordata, Mammalia, Perissodactyla, Equidae.
GCGCGGUCUCCGCCUCCUCCCCCCACCCCGCCUGCUCGGCGGCGGAGGCGGCGGUGGAGGCAGCGGUUGUCCCUGCCUCUCCGCCACCUCCCCCUCGGCCUAUCCCCCGGCCGGCGGCGUUGGCGGGGAGGGGGACAGUAGUUGUAGACGCCCGCCCCUGCCUCAAAGAAGACACCACAUUGAAUGAACAAAGAUUGAACUUUUUACGGAUACCUUUUGUGAAAGAUGUAUGUGGAGUAUGAUAUAGUUUGAAUCACAAAGGAUCUCACAUUAUGAGGUGACUGGGAGUGGAGUAUUGGACAAAAACAGAUUUUGUAAUCUCUGCAUCAUGUUUUUUAGCUCCCCGGUUAUUGCACAUUCUCGUUAUUUGGGGAAAGUUCACGCUAGAAAACUGAAGCAAUUAAUGGGUGAAUAUGAUAAGAUUUCUCCACCAAGUUCUCAGCGUGAUAAGGAGACUCCCUUGUUGUCAACCUAAUGAAGCAUUCAAAGAAGACAUAUGACUCUUUUCAAGAUGAACUUGAAGAUUAUAUCAGAGUGCAGAAAGCCAGAGGCUUAGAGCCAAAGACUUGUUUCAGAAAGAUGAGAGAGGACUAUUUGGAAACCCGUGGGUACAAAGAAGAGGUUGAUUCCAGACCCAGGUAUAGAAUGUUUGAUCAAAGACUCCCGUCUGAAACUGUCCAGACCUACCCAAGAUCGUGCACUAUCUCACAAACAGUGGAAAACCAGUUACCUCAGUGGCUACCAGCUCCUGACAACAGGUUGAGACUAGACUCCCUGAGCUACUGUCAAUUCACCAGGGACUGUUUCUCAGAAAAACCAGUACCCUUGAACCUUAGUCAGCAAGAGUAUAAUUAUAGCUCAUACAGUGUAGACUCUGGUUACAAACACCUCUGCUCAGAAAACAGUACCAGUGCCCAUCAAGCCAGUCAUAAACAGACACAUCAGAAGAGGAAAAGGCACCCCGGGGAAGGCAGAGAAAAACCAAAGGAGGAGCGGCCCAAGCAUAAGAGGAAAAAACCUUGUGAGGAAAUAGAUUUAGACACACACAAGAGCAUCCAAAGAAACGAAAGAGAGGGGGAAACAGUCAGGGUCAGUACAGAAAAGCCUAAGAAUCGAAAGGAGAAAAAAAGCCGAGAUGUAGCCUCUAAGAAAGAGGAACGUAAGCAUAGAAAAGAGAAAAAGGAACAAGGCAAAGAAAGAACAGAGGAGGAGAUGCUUUGGGACCAGUCUAUCCUUGGAUUUUGAAGCUCUUGAGUUGGUUCUCCCGAGGUUAAAUUGAAAAAAUAGUUGAGGACCUUGGUGUUAUAAUGUUCAUGUUCUUAUCACUUUUUGCAUGUGAACAGAUACUUUAACUUCUAACAAAGGCCAAUGAACAGAAAGUAUUUAGUGUGCUUACUCUCCAACGUGAAAAUUACUUUUCCUUAUUUUCUAAAAGCGUCAUUACAUUUUUCUUAUAUAUAAUAUAAUUUCUCUUAAUGGGAGUAGCACUGCUUUUAUUCAUCAAAUUGCUAUGAUAGUGGAGGUAUUUUUUUUCUCAGGAGGUCAUUUAUUUUAAAUUGGAGGAUUAAGAGGCUUUGCAGAGUCUAUUUCUUGAUUGGAUUUGUUUUAGUUUUGGGUGGGGUAUUUUCAUAUUCAUUAGUUUUUCUCUAUGAAGCAAUUUAGAUUGAUUUUUUUUCCUUUGUUAAAUCUAACUUGCAGUGUGUUUUCUAGAUUGGAAAGUGGAAAAUGAAAUACAUUAUAUAAUAAUAAUGAUUAAUAAUAAUAAAGGUUACAUAUAGUUUUAAAGCUUCAAAGAGUCUUUAUACAAAAUCAGCUUAUAUUCUGGAAAUGUUUAUAAUAAAUUGUUCUAAUUUCUGCA